Molecule: messenger RNA, 1236 nt
Organism: Paramecium sonneborni
Lineage: Eukaryota; Ciliophora; Oligohymenophorea; Peniculida; Parameciidae
Source: the annotation of a GenBank genome assembly
AUGUAAAAUUAAUAAUACUUUCUGUUAACUCCUUCUACUCAUUGUACUGCAAGUCCUUUAUAGAGAGAGCAUUCUUAAAAAGCUUUUUAGAAAGUAUAUGAUAUUUGUCUUAUCUUUUAAGUAAAGCUAUAUAUAUCCAGACAAUUAAAGUGAAGGAAAUGGAAUUAAAGUAAUAAAAGCUGAUAAAAAAAAGGAAAGUGCUAUUACUAUUUAUCCAGACUCUUAAAAUUCUAUUAAAUAUUAGAAUUCUUCUCAUGAUGAACUAAAUAACAUCUAUGAAAACUUGAAGUUUCUAACCUAAUAAUGUGAACAAAAAUCAAAUGAAUUAAAUGUUUUAAAUUAAAGACUUUAAGAUUUUGAGAACAAAUGGAAUUAAUUAUAAUAAAAAAACUUAGAGUACAUAAUUAUCUAUUAUAAAAGUUUAGAAGAAGAAUUGAGAAAAUAGAAAUAAAUAAGUUUAUAAAUGGAAAAUUUUAGUAAAGAAUUAGAAAAAAAGCUUUAGGUAUCAAUUACAACAACAGAAAUUCAUUGUUCUAUUGAAAACUUAUAAAUUAUCAUUAGAUAAAAGGAAAACUAAAUAUAAGAAUUAUAAUAAUUAUUAGAAAUAGAAACAGAAAAAGUUUCUAUGGAAUCAGAUAGAUUAAUUAAGGAAUUCAAAGUAAUUUUUGAGGAACAGAAAAGAUUGAAUUAGAAAUUACUUUAAGAAAACAUAUAAUUACAGAAAGAAAUUAAGAAAAUUGCAAAAAAAUAAAAACCUAAGUUAUUGGAUGAAUAAUAACUAAGAUAAAUUGUGAGUAAUUAUUAUUUGGAUAAUAAUGAAGAGUGUUUACUUAAAAUACCAGAUAAUUAAUAUUUAAAAGCUAUAAAAAUAUUAAGAGAAACUUCAUAUUAGUUGAAUACUAAUAAUAUAUAAUAAAACUAAAUGGAAUAAAAGUAAGAAAAUGAAGAGGAGAAGACAAUAAAAUAAUUAAAUUUGAAAGAACUUAAAGAUAAGUAAUAACAAUUAAUAACAGAGAUAAAAAAUUAGAUGGGAAAGUUUAUUGAUUAGAAAGUAUAAAAAAAUAUGAAAUAAUUUAGGAACAUUAAUAAGACGAUAUUUCUUAAUUUUAAUAUGAGGUUGAUGAAUUAAAAAAAGAGUUGGAAUAAGUAGAGAAUGUAAUUUAAGAAAUUCAAUAGAAUUAAUAUAUAACAUCUCACAAAUAUAAUGUUUCUUUUGAGAAUACUGAUUUUAAUUGA